AUGGCUCACAACAACGGUAGUGGUGUCAUGGACCGUGAAACGGCGAACCCGUCGCGUGCAUCAUCGAUCGAUCGAGUGUCAGUUAAAGUGCCACCGUUCAUACCCACGGAUCCGGAGUUGUGGUUCAGGAUGCUGGAGGGCGGUUUCGUAGCUGCCGGAAUAACCCAGGACAGUACCAAAUAUGGCCACGUUAUCACAGCCCUCGACCAAAGGUAUGCUCUGGAGGUCCGUGAUAUACUUAUGAGAGAGGAACAAUCAUACGAGCUUUUGAAAACCGAAUUGAUCAAGCGCCUUGGCUCUUCGCGUGAGCAGAACACGCGCCGACUAUUAGAAAACGAGCCUCUCGGAGAUCGCAAGCCGUCGCAGUUUCUCCGACAUCUUCGCGGCCUCGCCGGUACGGAGUUUCCGGAGGACAUCUUGCAGACACUCUGGCUGGGCCGUCUGCCUAGACAUGUCCAAGCACUCCUUGCGGCUCAUCGGAAUCUCACGCUCGAUAAGCGAGCCGAUAUCGCGGAUUCGAUCGCGGACUUGUACGGCCCGGUAGGGCUCAUCGCCGAGACGACAGCCACCGCACCUCAGCCUGCCCGAGCUCAUGGUGAUGAUGUAACGCGCGUGAUGACGGAGGUGGUACAGAGACUCGCAGCCAUCGAAGUCAACUUCCAAGGAGCGCGUCAUCUACUAGCGGAACCUGCGAAGCCUGCGGAAGGUCGCGCUCGCGCUCUCCGUCGCGCUUGCGCUCCCGAUCGCGUACGCGGUCACGGAGCCGACGUCCUGGUGCAGCUAGCGACAUAUGCUGUAUCACUGGUAAUACGGCGAUCAGGCAAGAAAUUGCGAAAAGCCGUGCAAAUACGACGACAAAUCUUCGGGAAACGAACAGGGCAGUCGCUAAUGGCGGCCGACGACAUCAGCCCCGCGAUAUCGCGCCGCUUCUUUGUCAGCGACCGAUCCACAAAGCUGCAAUUCUUAAUUGAUACAGGAGCCGACGUGUGUAUGUUUCCACGCUCGCACCUGCCGGGACCCCGUACAAAAUCAAGCUAUGAGCUCUCCGCGGCGAACGAUACAACUAUUGCUACGUUCGGAACGAUAGCGCUCACACUGGACUUCGGACUGCGGCGGCAAUUCACCUGGAGGUUUGUCGUUGCCGCUGUGUCCAAGCCGAUCAUCGGCGCAGACUUCCUCGUACACUAUGGGCUCUUGGUGGACAUGAGGAACCAGCGGCUGUUGGACGCGACCACUCAGCUCACCUCUCAUGGAAGGGUGAUUGAGUGUGACAUUCCGAGCGUUAAGACUGUUUCAGGCUCAUCGCAGUAUCAUGAACUCCUCCACCAAUUUCCGGAGGUGUCACGACCGGACGGAGCCCCCAAGGCCGUAAGUCACUCGACGAGGCAUUAUAUCACUACCACACCAGGGCCACCCGUCGCACAGAGACCACGUCGCCUUUCAACGGAGAAGUUGAAGGCGGCGAAGAAGGAAUUCGAGGCCAUGCUACGCCUGGGAAUCGCUCGCCCGUCACAAAGCUCCUGGGCAUCGCCCUUGCACAUGGUAUCGAAAAAGAGCGACGACUGGCGGCCUUGCGGAGAUUAUCGCGCCCUGGACGCGAGAACUUAUCCAGAUCGAUAUCCAGUGAGGCACAUCCAGGAUUUCUCCCAGUCACUUCGUGGGAAAAACAUUUUUUCCACCAUCGAUCUGGUACGAGCCUUCAAUUAG
Messenger RNA from Camponotus floridanus (Florida carpenter ant), 1707 nucleotides. RefSeq lists its product as uncharacterized. Lineage: Eukaryota; Metazoa; Arthropoda; Insecta; Hymenoptera; Formicidae. Gene Ontology annotation, biological process: proteolysis. Bases 1 to 1707 code for a protein of 568 amino acids. Gene Ontology annotation, molecular function: aspartic-type endopeptidase activity. The transcript has a single exon. The record is from RefSeq and is a predicted model, not a curated record.